AAAAAUCUGUUGUUUUCUAGCUUUAAUUCUGUCUCUGCUCCCUCCUUUUCCCAAUUUCUAAACAACAGAUUGGUCCCACUCAUAAUCAAAAGCUUCUUUUUUCCUCAUUACUUUCUUAACUCCAUUUCCAAUUUAUUUAAGCAAACACUGACCUUAAAUCUGCAUCUCCACUCUCGUUGCUUCCUUCAGAAGGAAUUUUAUCCAUAGGAUCUGUUCAAAUAUGCUUUCCCUCCCACCUUCACCGCCACCACCACCACCACCACCACCAGCUUCUCCGCCGCUGCCACUACCGCCACAGAAGCCCACCACCCCAGUUUCUCUAGAUCAAAUUGUCAUAUCAAGGCCAACCAUAAAUCUGCUGGAUCCUGCAUCACAUAAAGUAAGCCAUGAUGCUAAAAGCUUUGGAAAGCCAUCAAUUCUCCUGCAGUCUCAUCAACCUCGCCGGACCAAACCCGUGAUAUGGUGUGUUGCAAUCCUCUGCCUCAUAUUUAGCCUUGUCCUCAUCUUCUUAGGAAUAGCUACUCUGAUAAUCUUCCUUGCCAUAAAACCAAGAAACCCAGUGUUUGACACUCCUAAUGCAAGCCUAAACACCAUCUAUUUUGACUCACCAGAGUAUUUUAAUGGUGACUUUGUCUUCCUUGCAAGCUUUUCCAACCCGAAUAAGAAAAUUGAUGUGAGAUUUGAGUACAUUGACAUAGGGCUGUACUUUAAUGACAAGCUGAUAGCAACUCAAGCCAUUCAACCUUUCUCUCAAAGAAGAGGAGAAGCAAGGUUGGAGUCAGUUCACCUGUUAUCAAGCUUGGUAUAUUUACCAUGGAAUCUAGCUAUGGAACUAAGAAAGCAGGUUAUGAGCAACAGAGUCCAGUAUAACAUCAGGGGAACUUUUAAGGUGAGAGCCACUCUGGGUCGGAUCCAUUUCUCCUACUGGUUGCAUGGGACAUGCCAGUUAGAGAUGACUGGUCCUCCAACUGGUGCUUUAGUUUCACAUACUUGCAGAACAAAGAGAUGAAGAUGAAGAUGCAGAGCAUUUAUUCAUUCACUUUUCCUAUUUUCAAUUUGGUUAAGUGUCAAUGUAAAGAAUAUCCUCUACAUCAAAGAGAUGAUAACAUUUGUUAACAAUUUCAUUCGAGUUAUUGUAGAAUCUCAAAUUCCAUUAACAGAAUAAAUAGUUUAGAUUCCA
Molecule: messenger RNA, 1180 nt
Organism: Rubroshorea leprosula
Lineage: Eukaryota; Viridiplantae; Streptophyta; Magnoliopsida; Malvales; Dipterocarpaceae
Source: the annotation of a GenBank genome assembly